CACAGUAUGCACAUUGUAUUAUUUUAGUACAUCGUGAUAGGUUGGAAGUGUUGUUAUUGGGCAACAGGUUAAUCGCGAGGAUCUUCUUCUGCGUACAUCAUAUCAGCUUCUAAUGACAUGUGCUGCUCUCCGCAGGCCAUCCAGCAAGAGCUCCUCCCGGCAAAAGGCCGUCGCUGAGCUGAGCAACGCCAUCUUGCAGUUCGGCAUCAACUUGUACCGCGCGCGGCAGUCGCAUCCCGCAACGCCAGCAAGCGACGCGCAGCAUGCUCAUCACCAUCCAGAAAAUGUGGUCUUCUCGCCGUACCUGAUCGCCAGCACUUUGCAGCUGAUGCAGGCAGGCGCACGCGGGGAGACGGCUGCGCAGAUUUCGCGCCUCUUCCAGUGGCCCGUAGAAGCAGGCGUCGAUGGACAAGAAAAAGCAGAACAGGUGGUCCACUACUUCGAACACCGAGACAAGCGUCUGCUGCCGGACGGCUGUCACGACCACUACCAGAAGGCCGGCUUCACAAUCCAGUACGACUGCUGCCUGCACAGAGACCGCCGGGUGACGCUCAAGGAGGACUUCCAGACACGCCACCUGAGGCCGGUGGCCGAAGAUUCGGCGGCGUCCACGUCACAGAGCACCGGCGCUGGAAGCGGCAGCGAUAACCGCCGCCACAAGCGAGCACACGGCAGCCGGCGUCUUCGUAGCCGGAGCCACGACUUCAUCAACGACUCGGUGCACCAGCGCUGGAAGAUCGAGACGCAGCUGAAAGAGGCCGUCCCGCUUCUGGGGAAGAGCGCCACCUUCGAGGCUCUUCCGCGGGGCACGGUGGACGAGAACACGUCGCUCGUGCUGCUCAGCGCCGUCGGGAUAAAGGGUCGUUGGCGACGCCGCUUCGACCCAAUCCAUGUCGGCGAGGGCUUCUUCUACGAACCUUCCGCCGAUGAAGCGGCCGAAGGGCAGCCGACCGAAGGCUGGAAACCGCAAGCGGUCAUCAUGAUGCACCAGACGGGAAACUUUCGCAUGGCCGACAGCGCCGAGCUCGAGGCCACGGCUCUCGAGCUGCCUUACAAGUCGGGCGCGCGGUACCUCGUCGUGUUUCUGCCGCAGAGGCGAGACGGUCUCGCCACACUCGAGGCCCGCAUGACGGCGGCCAACCUGGCGCAGUGUCUGCGCCAUAUGAGACGACGCACGGACGUCGACCUGGCGCUGCCAAAGCUGCACGUGCGCGACACGAUGGAUCUUGCCGCGGCGCUGUCGUCGAUGGGCGUGGACGCGCUCUUUCGCAGAGACGCCGCGGACCUCUCAGGCAUGUGCGGAUGCGAGGGCGCGUUCGUGUCCGUCGCCAGGCACGCGGCGGCCUACCGCACCAGCUGGAAAGGACGCGUCAGUCGCUCCGCCGCCAUGCCGCCGACGCCGGAACACGAGAAGUUCACGGUGGACCGGCCCUUUCUGUUCCUGGUGCUGAGCCGGCGACCCAACGCCGUGCUCUUGCUGGGCUCCGUGAGGAGCGUCAGACCGCACUUCUGCCAGGAGCUCCUCCCGUCGCCCUGAGCCAAGGGAUCGCGGCGAGGGUUCCUGAAGACAUAUUGAUCGAUUCAUUUUUUGUUUCACUUGUAUUACGUCGAUAACAUAAGAUUACCCGAGCUACGAGUGCACUCUGUCAUUCUUUUCAUGCAAAGAUCAUGGCUUCAAGAGAAGACCUAGUGACUCAAUGUGCAGGAAUUUCGCUCACGUGUUUAAUUUUGGCGCAAGCGAAACUCCUCACCUGCGCUGCGCGAUUGUUCUAAACUGGGAACACACGGCGUGAACUAUGGUGGUUCCCACGCAGGCUAGCAAAGGGAGGGAGUACAUUAAUGAUCGAAUUGUACAAAAUUUGAUAAUAAAGCAGGGAUAAAUAGGAAAGUUACUAACUGAAGCUGGCUUACAGUAGACUAGCAAACACAAGAGCAAAGGU
This is a messenger RNA of Rhipicephalus sanguineus (brown dog tick), 1940 nucleotides long. Its product is annotated as serpin B3. Gene Ontology annotation, molecular function: serine-type endopeptidase inhibitor activity. Lineage: Eukaryota; Metazoa; Arthropoda; Arachnida; Ixodida; Ixodidae. The coding region runs from base 113 to 1537 and encodes 474 amino acids. The transcript is spliced from 2 exons. The record is from RefSeq and is a predicted model, not a curated record.